CCCAUGCUGCCAUGCAUAGCUGAGGAUCGGACGUGUUCUCUCCACUGUGAUUCUCGUGACCCGUGAGCCGUAUGCCCGUAUGUUAAAAAGCAAAGCUUGGCACUGUGGUUUCUUCCUCCCCCCUUCAGUCCUCCCGUCGUCCAGCAGAGGUAAAAAAGAAAAAAGAAAACCACCAAACCCAAUCCCAAUCCCAAUCCCCGUCGUGCGCAUCAUUUCUUCCUCCGUUUAACCGCAAGUGUUCAUUCAGGCAGAGGAAAUGGCCUCGGAUGCAGCUCCCAAGGGUAAAUCGGCGGCGGCGAGCUCCUCCGCCGAACGGAGCGCCGCCGCGGCCGGACCUGAUGGCGGUGAUCAGCUCCAGCCCGGGAUCCUCCCUCUCCUGGGAAAGCCCUACUUCGCGUGCGUCAUGUGCAAGCCCCAUGUCCGCCCGCCGUUCCAAGUGGUGGUCCCCAGGUCGCUGGCGCCGUUCCUCCCGGCGGCCACGGCGCCGGCGACGGUGGCGUGGCGCGGGCGCUCCUGGGGGAUGCGCUUCACGGGGGGCCGCCAGGUCCAGCGCCUCGAGGCCGGGUGGCGGGGCUUCGCGCUCGACGCAGGCCUCCGCCUCGGCGACGCCUGCGUCCUCGAGCUGCUGGACGCCGGCCCGGACCGCGUGGCCUUCAGGGCGCAGGUCCUCCGCGCCGACAUCCCCGCAGCGAUCCGGGGGCGCGCCGGCGGGGACACCUCGGCCAGCCCCAUCCUCAUCGACUGAAAUGUGGGCACAACUGAAACCUCGUGUUUCUUUCGUCAUCAUAAUUGUGCCGUGCUACUCUAAAAUCUUUGUGGCUUCCAUUUCCUUUCAUUUCGAGGCCGAGAAGUCUUCUUUGCUCUUUCCAUUAGCUGGGAACGAAGAACUGAGAACUCUCUGAGAGGGGGAAAAAAACUUCACCACCAUGGCUCAGGAACGCAGCCACGCAGGAGUUGUACUCGCAAAAAAAAAAA
Messenger RNA from Panicum virgatum (switchgrass), 975 nucleotides. RefSeq names its product B3 domain-containing protein Os04g0386900-like. Gene Ontology annotation, molecular function: DNA binding. The record is from RefSeq and is a predicted model, not a curated record. The transcript has 3 exons. The coding region runs from base 257 to 745 and encodes 162 amino acids. NCBI's taxonomy places the organism in Eukaryota, Viridiplantae, Streptophyta, Magnoliopsida, Poales, Poaceae.